UGAGUGGCGCGGUUUAGUUGCUUAAGCAGAAAUUGUUCUCUUCGGAAUUUGAUACAAAUGCGCUUUUUGUAAAUGAUUAUCAAGUGCUCUAGUUGUGACCAUCAUACCAUUACGUGUGUGACGACCGUGUUUGUUAAACGUGACGUUAAAUAUAACUCAUUUUAAUGGCGAGGUUCAUACGAUUAGUAUUAUUGCUGAUAUCUUUAUAUGAAGCAUCAGCAUUAGAUGGAGGAUGUGGAAAAUUAUUCAAUGGCAAAUGCAUAUGUGGUUUGACGACUUAUGGUGAUCGCGAGCAAUAUGUUGUGAACUGUACGAAUACAGGAUUUGAAGACACAAAGGUCUUGGAAAAUCUACCAGAAGCGACAGAAGUGCUCAUUUUCACAGGUAAUAAUAUUCCAGAGCUUCCAUGGAAUGUGUUUGGUGCUCUUACCGAAUUGGAACAUCUGAGAAUAGUGGAUAUGUCCAAUAAUCGCAUAAAAGAUAUUCCGGGAAAAGCUUAUCAUCACGUGAAAAAUGUUCAGCGUUUAAUUUUGAAUCAUAACGACUUAAGUAUUUCCCCGGAUUCGGAUGAAGACAAUCAUCACCAUCCUAGAGUAUUUUCCAAUUUUAUUAAUCUUAUGGAGUUACAUUUGACGAAUGCAUUUGCUGAUAAUACAGACGCAGAAUUAGCUAACGAUCUUCAUAAUAUAUUUGUCAACAGUAAUCUAACGCAUUUGAGAAAACUUCACUUGGAACAAAAUGAAAUAUUAAAUUUUGGAGACAAAAGAGUUUUCUGCGAUUUACCUAGUCUGCGAGAUUUGCAUUUGGGUGAUAAUUAUUUAUCAGAGAUAGACUUUAACUUUUUGUGUCUUAAGAAUUUACGGUUUCUUGAUUUGGAACGGAAUAAAAUCGAAUACUUCAAGAAGCGUGACCUGCUCACCCUGGACCAGGUGAAUGCUGCUGGCCGAGAAGAGCAGUUGGUCAUCGAUGUUGGCGGCAACCCUUUCCGAUGUGAUUGCAUUGUUAGCGAGUUUUAUUCAUGGCUGUUCCGAACUAAUGUUACCGUCAGGAACAAGGAGUCUUUACGGUGUCAUCGCGCCCAAAAGCAUGGCGGGGAAGCAUUGAUCAGCCUAUCCGUCGAUAAAUGUCGAAAAGCUCAAUCUGUAGUGCACGAUACGAGUAAAAUAUCUACCGUGACUUUUAUGCUGAUUAUUUUAAUAGUCAUUCUUUCUGGACUUGUCGUCGCUCUGGGCUACAUGAGCAGAGAUAAGUUGAAAUUAGCAUUUACUCCUGUGAUAGAAACCGUUUCUAAAAAAGUUCAAUAUACCACGAUCCGAAACAAUGAACAAGAAGUUUAGUAUAAGGAAAAUUUGUUGCAAAUAUAUUUUAAUUGAUAAUCAGUUUCUGAAAUUGAUUCGAAUCAAUUAAAAGAAUGUUUGAAAGUGAUUAAUAUUACUAAUGAUAAUUGUUUUGGCGUAUACUUAAUAUGUAAAAUUUGA
Ctenocephalides felis (cat flea) is the source of this 1478-nucleotide messenger RNA. RefSeq names its product phospholipase A2 inhibitor. The transcript has 2 exons. Gene Ontology annotation, molecular function: protein binding. The coding region runs from base 165 to 1337 and encodes 390 amino acids. Gene Ontology annotation, cellular component: membrane. The record is from RefSeq and is a predicted model, not a curated record. Lineage: Eukaryota; Metazoa; Arthropoda; Insecta; Siphonaptera; Pulicidae.